AAAUAGAGUUUUAGAGAGGGAUAUUGAGAAGAAGUAGAGAGAUAAAGCUAUUAGAUUAUUCCCCCAAAGCAAUAGUCAAUGCUUACUUGUUUUUCAUAGAGAAUUCAAGGGCUUUCCUCACUUGAAAUCUUGAAAACCCCAUAACUUCUUCUUCUUCUUCUUACAAAUAGAAGAAAAUAAACCAAAAAAGUAAACAAGUUACUGCCCUUAUAGUAGUACAAAAAGAAAAACAGAAAGAACGAAAGAAAAAAAGUAAAAGUAUAUAGAUAGGAAAAUUAAGAAAACCACAGUGGUAGAAGUUUUUAUACAUAUAAAAGAAGAUUGUUCUUUUCAGUUCAUUCCUGGCAGCUUGUCCAAUCUGACCCAGAUCAUGCAAGGUCGCGGAAUUGGUUCUUCUGUUAGGGUUGAAUCUGAAGACAUGUUAGAAGACCAGUCCAGUUUGGUUUCAAGGGAUUGUCGGGCAGAAAGUAACGUGGUGGUUUGCAUGAAUUAUUGUCUUGAUGGAAUUGAAGUGCAGCAUGGCAAAAGGCCAUUGGAAAAUGAACAGGAGAAUGAAAACGUGAAAUGCAAGUUUCAAAAGCAGUCUGAUGGUUUUAACCGAAUGGGAAUUGUCUUAUCCGUGGGCGAUUCUUCAGAAUCGCAAGCUGAAAAUAAAUGUCAUUCUGGAGCUAAUUCUUAUUCGAGCUUGCUUAUUCAUUCCAUUGGCCCUGACAAUUCCAUCAAUUGUCUUAUCCGUUGUUCUAGGUCAGAUUAUGGCGUCAUCGCAUCUUUGAAUAGUAGCUUUCGCUCUUUAAUUAAGAGCGGAGAACUUUAUAGAUUGCGGUACCAAAAUGGGGUAGUUGAGCAUUGGGUUUAUUUCUCUUGCCAGCUACUCGAAUGGGAAGCUUUUGACCCUAUUCGCCGCCGGUGGAUGCAUCUGCCGACUAUGAAUUCCAAUGAAUGCUUUAAGUUCGCUGACAAGGAAUCUUUGGCGGUUGGUACGGAGUUGCUUGUUUUUGGAAAGGAGAUUUUGGCACAUGUCAUUUAUCGGUACAGCUUAUUGACAAACACAUGGUCAUCCGGGAUGCAGAUGAAUGUGCCAAGAUGUUUGUUCGCUUCUGCCAGCCUGGCGGAGAUUGCCAUUCUAGCUGGCGGUUGUGACUCACAAGGUAACAUCUUAAACUCAGCCGAACUUUACAAUUCGGAGUCAGGGACGUGGAAGACUUUGCCAAGCAUGAACAAGCCACGUAAGAUGUGUUCCGGAAUUUUCAUGGACGGAAAGUUUUAUGCGAUAGGAGGAAUUGGAGGAGCCGAAUCAAAGCUGUUGACAUGCGGAGAGGAGUAUGAUCUAGAAAAAGAAAUAUGGACAGAAAUCCCAAACAUGUCUCCCGUGCGAGCUAGGAAUGAUAUGUCUUCUACAUCCGAAGCGCCACCUUUGGUGGCUGUUGUAAAAAAUGAAUUGUAUGCUGCUGAUUAUGCUGACAUGGAGGUUAGGAAGUACGACAAGAAGAAUAAAGCAUGGGUUACCAUAGGUCGACUGCCUGAAAGAGCAGCUUCCAUGAACGGCUGGGGAUUGGCUUUUCGGGCAUGUGGUGAGAGGCUGAUUGUAAUUGGAGGCCUAAGGGCUAUGGGUGAAGGUUAUAUUGAAGUGAAUUCGUGGGUACCGAGCGAAGGGCCUCUGCAAUGGAACUUACUUGGGAGUAAGCAAUCGGGCAGUUUUGUGUAUAACUGUGCUGUCAUGGGAUGCUGAAGAUAUGAAAUGCAGCAGCCCCAUGUGUUGUACUGUGGCGGUGUUGGGUACACAUCUGGUUUCUGGUGCAACACACGUUUUGCUAAUGGGUAAUUUAUUCCAACUUUUUUUUUUAAAAAUCCUUUUUUACUGUGGCGGUGUUGGGUGCUUUUUUUUUUUUUUUUUUUUUUUUUUUGAUGGUUAAAAAAUAGUAAAGAUACCAUAGCUCUAGUUCAAAUCCCCUAGAAAAUACUUGUUUUGAAAAACGAGUUGGCCCCCUCUCACCCUACCUUUGCUGUAAUAAUUUAAACAUGAGUAAUAUCCCUUUCUACUUGCAACUCUUCUACUUUAUUA
Messenger RNA from Lycium ferocissimum, 2062 nucleotides. Its product is annotated as F-box/kelch-repeat protein SKIP11-like. The transcript is spliced from 2 exons. The record is from RefSeq and is a predicted model, not a curated record. The coding region runs from base 371 to 1729 and encodes 452 amino acids. Gene Ontology annotation, cellular component: nucleus. Lineage: Eukaryota; Viridiplantae; Streptophyta; Magnoliopsida; Solanales; Solanaceae. Gene Ontology annotation, molecular function: protein binding.